Theileria orientalis strain Shintoku is the source of this 768-nucleotide messenger RNA. Its product is annotated as exosome complex exonuclease. The transcript has 3 exons. NCBI's taxonomy places the organism in Eukaryota, Apicomplexa, Aconoidasida, Piroplasmida, Theileriidae. The coding region runs from base 1 to 768 and encodes 255 amino acids. Gene Ontology annotation, biological process: rRNA catabolic process; poly(A)-dependent snoRNA 3'-end processing; nuclear mRNA surveillance. Gene Ontology annotation, cellular component: cytoplasmic exosome (RNase complex); nuclear exosome (RNase complex); nucleolus. The record is from RefSeq and is a predicted model, not a curated record.
AUGCCCAAAUUUAGUAGAAUAGACAGUAGGUCGAAUCACUCACUCAGACCUUUUUAUUUUCAACUGAAUCCGCUUAAAUCGGGGCCCUCUUGUAAAGUAGUAGUUGGUAACAUUAAAAACGAAGAUGGAAUCUUGACAGGCAUCGGAGGAAGAACCUCAGUAGUAGCUCUGCUGAUGUUUUCACACGAACCUAGGUCGAAAAACACAAUAGGUAGUUUCCACAAGCCGUACAUGGAAGUUUUCGUGAGGCCGCAAUCAGGCCCGAUCAGAUCGUCAAUUAGGGCAAUGGAGGCGGUAUUGGUCAAGGUUAUGCAGAGGGUAGUAAAGGGAGACAGGCUAGGAAAAGUAAAUCUAUCGCUGAGACUUCAAAUAAUCGAGGACUCGGGAGGACUACUAUCAGUGUGUUUGAACGCGCUCGUCAUCUGUCUGUCACUAUCGGGAAUAGAGAUGCUGCAAGUGCCGUUUGCAGUUUCAGUGGGCAUAUGUAGGACUGGAGAGGAGGAAGACCGCCAAGAAAGAGUAAUCUUGGACCCUACGGACUAUGAAAGCAGGAGCUACUGUGAAACCUCGCUGACGAUGCUGUGUGACCCAGACACAGGCAAUGUAUCGCUAAUAACAAUUGAUUCGGGCUCUGGAUCCUAUGGAAACUCACUGAAAUUGAUAAAAAAUUUAGCGAGGAAUGCUGCAGUCGAGUUUUCUGGUACCUUUAAUAAACUAAGAAAAGAGUCGCUAAGUAGCUAUUAUACAUCAGCUGAAGCUAAACAGUGA